AACUUGAUAGCAGAUACUAUUUAUAUCCGACUCCAAUCCAAGAGCUUUCACUGGUCAAAGGACUUUUGAUCUAAACUUUGUCUCUGAGUAAAGAUUUCUGUUUAUAUUUUAUACACCUUUUAUUCUCACCCACAGGUCCUCCAUCUGAAGAGGGUCUUUUUACUUCCUUGGCGACUUUUACAUGGGCAGCUCUGUUAAUUUGGAGUCUACUCUUUUUUUAACCUUCCUCCUUGACUUUUUGAAAAUGAACUAACUCAGGUUUACAUAUCUGGGAUUUUCUUUGUAUACAUUGUUUUUAUUUGUAAUUUGACUUAGUGGAAAAUGACUUCCAGGAGGCCAAUGACUCGCUCAUAUUCUGGCAAUGGAAGAACGAGCAGCUUCAGUGAAGAGGAGGGUGGCUCUUCCAGUGGCCGCUCCGAGAGCCGCAAUACUUAUCUGUCCAAUGUCAGGCCUGAAAACAGCUAUUCAAGGUAUUCUCACUACAGAUCGGCGAGGAGCACAUUGUGCAGUGUCAUGGCUCAGCUCACAGAGGACAUACAGCCGUCUUUUGAGACCACGCUGAAAUCCAAGGCUGUGUCAGAAAACUGUAAUGUGAAAUUCACCUGCGUCGUGUCAGGUUUCCCAGCUCCAGAACUGAAAUGGUAUAAAGACGACAUGGAAAUGGACCGUUACUGUGGACUCCCUAAAUAUGAAAUCCGACGAAAUGGAAAAACUCACACUCUUCAUAUUUAUAACUGCACCUUAGAUGAUGCAGCAAUCUACCAGGUCUCUGCCAGCAAUAGUAAAGGUAUUGUCUCCUGCUCUGGUGUUUUGGAAGUUGGUACCAUGAAUGAAUACAAGAUCCACCAGCGAUUCUUUGAUAAACUGAAGCAGAAAGCAGAGAAGAAGAAAAAAGAUGUCGAGGAUAAGGGCAAGAAGGACAAUAAAGAAAACAUUCAGAAAGAAGAGCAGCGAAGAAGCCUUGAGCAUUCACAAAGAAAACGCUCUGUGCCUCCACUGGAGGAGAAGCCAGUGGUCCACAACUCUGUGGCUGCAGAGCAGCCAAAAGAUGCUGCUGAAUCAAAGGUAAUUAUCUCUGAAGGCAAAGAUACGGGGGAUAUAACUUCAGUAAAUGGUUCUUUGGAAAAGGAGUCAGAGGAAACACUGGCUAAAAAGAGAAUAAAGAUGUCAGAUGACGUGGAUAUUGGAGCCAAAAGCAACGUUAGCGGAAGCCACAUGAUGGGAAAUGGAGGAGAGAAUUCCUAUGAUGGAGGAAUAGGUUUAGCACAGUUUUUGGCAGAGACUCUACAGUCUGAAUCUGUUGAGGAGAAUCAGGAGGAGAAAAGUAGAGAGAAAGGCACAGCUGCUUCGAGCGAUAAUAAGGAAAAUGAGACUGAGGAGAUUAAGAACAAGUUUGAAGAGCUGGAAAAAGAAGAAACCAUAAAAGAGAAAAGAAUAGAAGAAGAGUUAUUCAUAGACAGAGAAAAUAAAAGAGAAAAGCAACCAGAGAUGGCACACACAGCAGUUCACACCAAACUCCAAAAGUCUAAUAGUCCAGUAGUCAAACAUCACAACAAGAGUCAAAAAGAUCAUGACCAGCACAACAUACAGGCCUCAAUCUCCUCCAUGCUGCACUCUGUUAAAGACUUCUUCUUUGGUAAGAGCAAGAAAGACCCUCUCUCUAUAUCACACACAGAGAAUGAGGAAAAAGAUUUUGACAUCCCAGCAGUUCUUUCUGAGCCUGAACCAGACAUGCCUCCAUCAUUUCAGUUGCAAGCAGAACAUAGUUCUGAGGUUCUCAAGCACCCGGCAGAGGAGGCUGUGCCAAUGGAAACUGAUAAAGCACCGGAGCCCUCAGAAAGUGUGGUGCAAGAAGCAAAACCAGGAGUAAUACUUAAAUCUAACUGUGAAGAUGAAGACCGACCACCAGAUCAUAAACUCCUUCCUGAGGAAACAGGUGAAGAGAGUAUAAGAGGGGCUGAUGAGACUGUGGAAGCCAUGGAGGUAUCUGUGGAGAAGGAGAGCAGCAGUGCAGUGGAGGAAAAGUCAUCUGGGUUUCAAGUUCACACUGAGGAUGAAAAGAAAGACUCAGGAAUAGUUUCAGUCAUUAAAGAAGAGCAAACCCAGCAAAAGGGGACAGAUGGCCUGCUUGAUCCCAAGUCUGGAAAAGAUGACCCUUUAUCUCAGAAAGAUAAAGAACAUUCCCUGUUUAAGAGAGAAGAUUCCUCCACUCCACCUCAGAAUGUUAUCUCAGUGGCAGAAAGCCACAACCCUGAAAUUGCACCUAUGGAAACGUUGGAAAAGAAAGAGGUCAGGGUUCUUAAAAUAGACAGAGACAAGCCUGACAAUAAAGAGCAUCAGUCCUCCUACAAGUUAUCUAUGGAGGAGAAAACUGAAGUGAAAUCUAACCAACAACCCGACAUGGAUAUAAACAACUCUUUGAUCGCAAAAAUAUCUGCAGGUUUUCCAGAAGACAGAAUUGAGCUGCACGAAUCUGAAACAACGGAUCAGGUGCUGUCUGCUCUUCCUGUUGCGGUAGCUAACACUGCAGAAAAAGAUAAUUUAAAACAAGGGGCCAAAUGCAGUUCUCUUAUUCAGGAAAUGAAUGCAGGAUUUCCGCCCUCUCAAUUCUCACAGUGUUUAGAGAUGGGUGACCUAAAAUAUCAACGUGAACAAGCCCCUGGAGGUGGGGAAAUAACAGAUGACCACCAAACUAAAACCACAAAGAUUUCAAACAUAGAGGAGAGAGGGGAGACAAAAGAGGAAUUCCAUUGUUCCUCAGCAGAGGAUGUAGAGAUGAAUAGGUGCAACAAUUUAAAAACACAAGAGCAAGUUACAAUACAAGCAGAUAAAAGAGAAGAAAGCAAUGCAUGUUUACAGGUAGAGACACUAAAAGAUAUGAGCCCGAAUGAGGAAGAAUUAAGCAAACCACAGACACUUGUAGUAACACAGGACAAUGAAGAUAACACAAUUGCCCUGGAGGACAAAAGUAAUGUUCCCCAUGGAAAAAACAGUGAUCAUAGUUGUAAUAUGAUAAAUAUUCCAUCAAUCGAAAUAUCCACUACUGAAGAAAUUACAGAUGUUAACCUAUCUAAACCAGGAAUAAUCCCAAGUGAAGAAUGUAUAAUCCCAACUAUUAAAAUAAUGGAGCCUGAUGUAAAAGAGGGCACUUUGCCACUAAGUAUUUUGGCACUUAACAAGCCAGAUCUAAAAGAUCUGCAAAAACAUGAUGCAACUCAUGAAUCAAAGGCAGGAAUCCAAGAUUUGGGAGUGUCUGAUUUUGCAGGCAUAUCCCACACGCAGAGAGGAAUGCAGCAUAAUGAUGAACUCUUACCUAAAGAAAAGAACCAGGAAACUACUCAAGUAACGCACAAACAUCAAAGCAGUGAACAGCUCCCUCUGUUGGAAUAUGCUUCAAUUCCUGUCAUAAAUGUUUUGUGCAGUGAUGAUCAGGAGAGUGAUGCCAUUAGUAGCAGUGGUUGUUGGGGGAAAGAAAAGGCUUUUGAAACACCAAAAGAGUCUUUGUUUACAGUUCCCCCUAUAUCUGUCACAUGUCAUGAAAGUGAAGUUGAACUUAAACUGCCUGUUCCCACCGAGAGGAGAGAAACCGAAACUUCAGUAGGUACGCAAAGGGGAACAAAGCAAUGUGUAGAUGAAAACCUGAGUCAGAGGCCUGAAAUACCUCAAAGAAGAAAAGACUUAAAGGAAAAGACCCAAAAAGAGAACACGCUGACAUUACUUGGUGAAACUCCAGCACCAAAGGUUGGUAGCAGUAUGUCACCUUUAAGUAAACCAACAGAGGACAAUAUUAUGCCUGAAACCUUAAAACAAAAGUCCCCAAAAGAUGGCAAAAGAGAGAGUUCUGUGUCUGUUGAGGAUUUCCUAAAAAACAGACCAUCCGUUGAAAGGCUAAGCUCCAAACCCCCGACAUACCCAUCUUUAAGUCCUUCUAGUCUACGUAAAUUUAUGUCCAAAUCAGCUCUAGAUGUAGACAAUGAGACCACAGCCAACACCCCUGCAAUCUCUGUCGAGGAUCGUCAGAGCGACAAGGCAGAUGAAGAUUUCAGUGGGGGAUCCACGCCAACAUCAUCCUUAUCCUGUGAGAGCAGCCCCCGGCUUAAACGCCGAGACAGCCUGACACUCAUACGUUCUGCCACACCAGAGGAGCUGGCCUCUGGAGCUCGGCGCAAAAUUUUCAUCCCAAAAAGAGAAGAGGAGUUGGAAGGAGCAGUGUUUAGUGUGUUAGAAGGCAAGAAGGAGAGCCCCUAUAUGUCACCAAGCCAGGCUCGGAGAGCUGCAUUGCUACAAGCCUCCACAGGACAAAAAACCCCACCAAUGGAGAGACGCUCUCCACUUAUGAGUCGCAGAAAAGUUACGCUGGAGGUGCCAAAGGUUGUAGAGGAGACUCCUACGACAGAAUCAGCUACUAAGGUAGAGGAAAGAGCAGCUGGCAAGAAGACAGACCCUUUGAAAGCUCCUCAAGUAAUCCGUAAAAUCAGAGGAGAGCCCUUCCCAGAUGCUUCUGGGCACCUGAAGCUGUGGUGCCAGUUCUUCAAUGUGCUCAAUGACUCCAACAUUAAGUGGUUCAAAGACGAGGAAGAAAUACUGGAGAUGAAGAGAAGUGGAGGAGAUGAGAGCCAAGUAGCUCUGGCCAUUGUUCAUGCAUCCAGCCAGGACUGUGGUGUGUAUGGAUGUUCAAUCACUAAUGAAUAUGGGACUGACACGACUGAUUUCUUGCUCAGUAAAGAAAUUCUAUCUGAAUUUCUACUCAAGGAAGACUUGGAAGUUGGAGAGGAGAUUGAGAUGACCCCACUGCUGUUUACCAAAGGCCUGGCAGACAGCGGCACAUGGGGAGAAAAAUACUUUGGCCGCAUUUUAACUGAGACCGUCCACAUUGGGGAGGGCUGCACUCAUAAAGCCAGCAGGGUUAAGGUUAUCUAUGGCUUGGAUCCUGUAUUUGAGUCUGGAAGCACCUGCAUCAUCAAAGUUAGAAACCCCAUUGCUUAUGGGAUCAAACCAGAGAGCACCCUUGCAGAGAGAAAUUUGGAUAUUACCAAGCAAGAAUGUAAAGUUCAAGACAUGGUCAGAGAAUACUGCAAAAUAUUUGCAGCUGAAGCAAGAGUAAAUGAAAACUUUGGCUUCUCAUUAGAAGUGAUUCCUCGGUAUCUGAUUCACCGGCCUGCAAACUCUGUGCCAUAUGCCACAGUGGAGGCUGAUCUGAAGGGAGACUUUGGGAAGUAUUGUACCAUAGAUCAAAAAGGCAAGCUGUUUUCACAAAACACUUCAGAGCUUGAGCAGAAAUGCUGCACCUUCCAACACUGGAUCCAUCAGUGGACACAUGGAAAUUUGCUGGUUACUCAGCUGGAGGGUGUUGAAACUAAAAUUACAAAUGUUAAAGUUGUGACCAAGUCAAAAGGAUACCAAGGACUUACUGAAUGUGGCUCACCAGAAGUAUUUGAUCAGUUCCUGACGUACCAUCAAUGCAACUACUACUGCGGACUUCUUGGUCUUCGAGCACUAAAAACAGAUCCGCAGCAGUCUGGCAAGAUUAAGAGCUCUAGAAGCCCACUGCUCAACCGAAAGCUGGGCUCCAACAGCCCACAGCUGCAGCGAAAAGGGCACAGCCCACAGAUGUCUAGAAAAGCAAACCUCAGCCCAAAGACAGCCAGAAAGGCUCACGAACCAGAGGACAGUUGUAACUCAGGUGGGAAACAAAAGCCUGUUGAAAGUCUUUCUAUUCCUGAACUGAGGUAGGAAAUAGGAACUCCCCUUUAAUUCCAGCAUUGACUGAGCGUAUCUUCCCUACUGUCAUUCUUCAGAAGUCAUUGGGCCUUAUGCAAGAAGCGUUCAUAUGAAAAAAUUUAUUUUCAAAUCAUUCAUAUGAGUGAUUUAGGAGGAACUGGCUCCUUCACCAUUUUUCUCCUAUUUCUAAUCAUCUCUCGUCUCCAGACUUGACGUAUGAGUCUUGCACAAUCAGUUAUCCAAGAAUAGUUUUUCACUAAAUGGCUACAUGUGUUAGUAUGUAUGUCCAAUGUCCAUUUUAUAAGGAUACGUCAUUAUAUAUUAUGAAACUCUGCAAUGAUAGUACAUUUGUACUCCCUGAUGACAGAACUUUCAGUCACUACACCUGCAGCUGGCAUGUUAGUAUCCAGCGGAAACUGUUUUAAUUUGUUGUCGCUUCAUCAAAAAAAAAGAACAGUCAGUGCGCUCUAUGUGAGAAGCUACUAUUGAAAUAACAUCUGGAAUACAAAAAAAGAUAGAAAGUUCAGAAUAUAGUUCACCAACAGGCUGCUUGAAACUGCUCUAGAUUUGAAUUCAUAUCUCUCCAUGGGGCCACCUUGGCUACGUCAUUACACUGAAUGUGGAACGUUGGGGUCUGUCUGAAUUUUUCAAACGAGAGUUGUGGCGUUAACAUUUUGAAGUUUCUUCUUGUAUUAGAAAGUUGGAGAGUGUAAUGAAAGGGUGACAGACAUGAUUUGUAGAUGUACAGUACAUGUGAGUAUGUGCAUUAAAAGGAGAUUUCUAGGAAUGUUGUCUUGGUUGAUGAUGAAGUCAUAUUAAGCAUUUACAUGAUAUGUUGCACCUCUUGCCUCCCUCAGUAGUUUUUAGUGACCGUCUUGCUUUUUAUAGACAUGUUUUAGACACCAUUUGUAGAUCAAAUGAUUUUUCCUUUUAUUAUUAUUUGUAUUCUUUUAUUUUCUUUUUACUUUUGUAACAGUUCAACCACAUAAUUUACAGCUCUUGUGAUUCAUGUCCCACACUCCAUGAACACUCUCCAUUACAUGCA
Cyprinodon variegatus (sheepshead minnow) is the source of this 6766-nucleotide messenger RNA. It is a transcript of the gene alpk3a, whose product is annotated as alpha kinase 3. Gene Ontology annotation, cellular component: nucleus. The record is from RefSeq and is a predicted model, not a curated record. Gene Ontology annotation, molecular function: protein serine/threonine kinase activity; ATP binding. The transcript has 14 exons. Lineage: Eukaryota; Metazoa; Chordata; Actinopteri; Cyprinodontiformes; Cyprinodontidae. The coding region runs from base 322 to 5733 and encodes 1803 amino acids. Gene Ontology annotation, biological process: protein phosphorylation; cardiac muscle cell development.